Molecule: messenger RNA, 1349 nt
Organism: Malania oleifera
Lineage: Eukaryota; Viridiplantae; Streptophyta; Magnoliopsida; Santalales; Ximeniaceae
Product: cellulose synthase-like protein E6
Exons: 2
Coding region: 118-735 (205 amino acids)
Biological process (GO): plant-type primary cell wall biogenesis; cellulose biosynthetic process
Cellular component (GO): plasma membrane; trans-Golgi network
Molecular function (GO): mannan synthase activity; cellulose synthase (UDP-forming) activity
Source: RefSeq, a predicted model, not a curated record
AAAAAUUAAUUUUAAAUAAAAAUAAAAAUAAAAUAAAAUAUUAAAAAUUGCUAAUUAAAUCAUUUGCCUAGGCACAUAUUAUUGGGAAGAGCCGCUGGCUCCUCUGAGUCUGCUGCAAUGGAUUCCCUCCCUCUCAAUUGCUCCAAGCCCAUCAGAUCAGCAGCCACAGCCAACAGAUUACACGCCCUUAUUCACUCCAUACCCUUAGCCUCCUUCAUAUAUUACAGAGCAUCUUCUCUGCUCUCCUCUGCCACAAAUAGGGCAACCUCUCAAAAGAGAGCACUUGUUUCAGAGCUUUUGAUCUUUGCUUCUAAGCUGCUUCUAUCCAUCCUCUGGCUUCUCAACCAAGCUUUUCUAUGGCCACCCAUUUCCCGGGAUGUCUUCCCGGAGAGGUUGCCGGCUGACGAAAAGCUGCCCGCCAUCGACGUUUUCGUGGUCACUGCGAAUCCGAGGAAGGAGCCGCUGCUGGGGGUCAUGAACACUGUUCUGUCGGCCAUGGCGCUCGAUUACCCGCCGGAUAAGCUGUCGGUGUAUCUCUCCGACGACGAGGCUUCUCCCCUGACUUAUUUCGCGGUUCAGGAGGCGUCGGUGUUUGCGAGGUCGUGGCUUCCGUUCCGCCGGAGGUAUGGUAUUCAGUGCCGGUGCCCGGAGGCUUACUUUUCAGAUCCGGAAUAUGAGCAGUUUCAGCAGCAGAGUUGUUUUGGAGGCAAGAGCAAGAGACAAGAUCGAGGAUAAUAUUCAGACCUUUCAAAAAUCCAUGCUUCCUGAGCGGCGUAAUAAGUCAGAGGAGAAGCCCCGUCGUCGGAGAGAACACCGACAGCUUUUCCGGUGGGUAAUCCAGCGCCAUGGCAGACAGAACAGUGUUCAUAAACUCCAGCGGCGGCUCCUUUCUCGGAUCGGCGGUGACGGCGAAAACGUCGAUGGCGGCCAGCUCUUCGUCCCCCGGCAAUCUCUCCGGGAAGACAGUCCGGGAAAUGGGAUUCCAUAGAUAGGCUUGGUUGAGGAGCCAGAAGCAGGAGAGAAGCAGUUCAGAAGCAAAGAUCAAAAGCUCUGAAACAGGUGCUCUAUUUUGUGGGGUUGCUUUGUUUGUGGCAGAGGAGAGCAGAGAAGAUGCUCUGUAAUAGAUAAAGGAGGCCAAAGCAAUGGAGUGAAGAAGGGCGUGGAAUGUGUUGGUGAUGGCGGACGAUCUGUGGGGUUUACAGAGAUGGGGAGGGAGAGAAUCCAUUUGAGCAGUACUCCUUCAUUGCUCUUACGAAAAAUGAUGUCAUGAUGGCUUCUGCGUUUGAGUUCAUUUGUAUCCUGCAAAAAAAAAAAAGAAAGAAAGAAAGAAAGAAAGUUGACAUUAAAUA